Trypanosoma conorhini is the source of this 1215-nucleotide messenger RNA. RefSeq lists its product as uncharacterized. The transcript has a single exon. The record is from RefSeq and is a predicted model, not a curated record. NCBI's taxonomy places the organism in Eukaryota, Euglenozoa, Kinetoplastea, Trypanosomatida, Trypanosomatidae. Bases 1 to 1215 code for a protein of 404 amino acids.
AUGACUUUUAAGCGUGCGUUUCCACCCAGGUGUCUGCCCUCGCGGCGUGCCACGAGCCACGCGGCGACGCCGCCGGAGGUCCCAAAGUAUCGUGCCUGCAGCAGGGGCCACUGCUCGCCACACACGCCUCGCUUCCGUGUACCGCCGCUCUCUCCGCCUCCAUCAGCAGCAUCGCAGCAGCAGCAGCAGCAGAAGCAGGAAUUGCGUGAGGCAGAGAAGGAGAGGGGGUGUCAUUGGUGGUGUGGCAUACAAGAGCUUUUCGGCAGCAACGGUUGUUCUCCAUUACCAAAACUUCCCCCUCACGCGAGUUUUGCUGAAUUGCAGCACCCGGCGCCCUCUGCGGGGGAGGUGGACGAGGAGCACACACCGCAUCGUCAUUUCUACCGUGAAGGAGGCGACGAUGCCAAUGGUGACUUUCCCGUAAAACUCGUUGCGUUUUCCAUAUACAACUCUCUCACCGUGACGGGGCUUGUGGAGGUGGUGCCAUGCCGAUGGCGCCUCAACGCGAACCCAUCUCUCUACCCUCUGCAGCUGCAGAUACGAGAAAUGGACGCAACCACCUACCCGAUGCGUCGGUUACUCCGACUUAUUCAGAAGACGGUCACAGGCGGAGGCAGUGACGGCGGAACUGGGGUGUCGCCACGACAGCAGCCAAUGAAGGGGUCACUGUAUAUCUCCAAGCGGGGCAAUCCUCACCUGCAGUUUCUUUCCGGCCUGCCAAACAUUAUCCCUUUGAGUGGAUCAGUGGUGUUGGCGGAUGUGGUUAUGGUGGAUCAAAUUCCAAUUAACGGUGCCGCCGUACGAUUCAGGUGGGUUGAGGACCCGUCUAGAAGAGUCCUAGUGGAUAUCGACACCCUUCCCUCCGGGGGUGACGUAAGGAGGGAUAGCGCAGAUGAAGCCGCCGUGCAGUACUACGCGCGCCCGUCAAGUGAUUUUGUGCCUCGAACGUGCCAAGAACACGAUGGGAGCGGUUGCCUAAAACAAGUAAAUGCUGAGGCCGAGGAAAACAAUUCUAGGGCAGCAUGGCCUGUCAAGGAACUGGACGGAACCGCCUUUUUGAAGUCAGCGGAUGGAAAAAAAAUGACUGAAUACAUCCCUCACGUAAUUACUGACAGAGGUGAGGAACAUUUAAGCAUGUUGCAUGCCAAUGCUACUAACACAGAUGGGGGGUCCGCAUCACCCAUAACUUAUUUACAUACGCCAUACAUGAGAUAG